Micropterus salmoides (largemouth bass) is the source of this 4199-nucleotide messenger RNA. RefSeq names its product calcium/calmodulin-dependent protein kinase (CaM kinase) II beta 1 (gene camk2b1). The record is from RefSeq and is a predicted model, not a curated record. Gene Ontology annotation, biological process: protein phosphorylation. The transcript has 24 exons. Gene Ontology annotation, cellular component: neuron projection; cytoplasm. Gene Ontology annotation, molecular function: calmodulin binding; calcium/calmodulin-dependent protein kinase activity; ATP binding. Bases 238 to 2301 code for a protein of 687 amino acids. NCBI's taxonomy places the organism in Eukaryota, Metazoa, Chordata, Actinopteri, Centrarchiformes, Centrarchidae.
CAGAUGUUGGUGGAGAGAGACGGAGAGUGAACACCCACCCUGGUCGCUUCGUCUUGUCCGUAUCAAACCCUCCUUCUCUCGGCGCCUGCAACAAGGCACUUCACCGCUCCUCCGGCCGUCUAGCUGCUGGGCGGACCUGUUUUUCAAACGCACAUUUAGCGCCUUGUAACCGCAGUUUUUUUUUUUUUUUUCCCCCGGAGCUGUCAAAGUAGAAGCAGCGAGAGACAGGGGAGCGACAUGGCCACGACAACCUGUACGCGAUUCACAGACGAGUAUCAGCUAUACGAGGAGCUGGGGAAGGGAGCCUUUUCAGUGGUGCGCAGGUGUGUUAAGCUGUGUACAGGACAGGAGUAUGCUGCAAAAAUAAUCAACACCAAAAAGUUAUCUGCAAGAGAUCACCAGAAGUUGGAGCGAGAGGCUCGGAUUUGUCGCCUCUUGAAACACCCCAACAUCGUUCGCCUUCAUGACAGUAUAUCAGAGGAGGGCUUCCACUACCUCCUGUUUGACUUGGUGACCGGAGGUGAACUGUUUGAGGACAUCGUAGCCAGAGAGUAUUACAGCGAGGCCGACGCCAGUCAUUGCAUCCAGCAGAUCCUGGAGGCGGUGCUUCACUGCCAUCAAAUGGGCGUGGUGCACCGGGACCUGAAGCCAGAGAACCUGCUCCUGGCAAGCAAAUGUAAGAAUGCCGCAGUGAAGCUGGCUGACUUUGGCCUAGCCAUUGAGGUGCAGGGGGAUCAGCAGGCCUGGUUUGGAUUUGCUGGCACACCGGGAUACCUGUCCCCUGAGGUACUGAGGAAGGAGGCAUAUGGCAAACCUGUGGACAUCUGGGCCUGCGGGGUGAUCCUCUACAUCCUGCUGGUGGGUUACCCUCCUUUCUGGGAUGAGGACCAGCACAAGCUGUACCAGCAGAUCAAGGCUGGGGCUUACGAUUUCCCUUCCCCAGAGUGGGACACAGUCACCCCAGAGGCCAAAAACCUGAUCAACCAGAUGCUGACCAUCAACCCAGCCAAGAGGAUCACUGCUCAGGAGGCCCUCAAGCACCCAUGGGUCUGCCAACGGUCCACAGUGGCAUCUAUGAUGCACAGACAGGAGACGGUGGAGUGCCUGAAGAAAUUCAAUGCCAGAAGGAAACUGAAGGGAGCCAUUCUUACCACCAUGCUGGUUUCUCGAAAUUUCUCUGUGGGCAGCAGGCAAACCACCGCUCCGGCCUCUGUCACUGCGGCCGCAGCAGCAGUGGCUGCAGCCGCCGGCACCACCGCAGGGCUGGUGGAACAAGCUAAGACCUUGCUCAACAAAAAAGCAGAUGUCAAGCCCCAGACAAACAGCACCAAAAACAGCAUAGUCACCAGCCCCAAAGGAAACAUCCCGUCACCUGCUCUGGAACCUCAGACAACCGUCAUCCAUAAUCCAGUGGACGGGACAAAGGAAUCAUCAGAUAGCAGCAACACCACUGUGGAGGAUGAAGAUGUGAAAGGGAAGAGCUUAGACAACAGCUCGCUUAAGGCGCAGUCCAGCACAAGCUCCCAGCCUGAUAGCUCUCAGGGCUCCUCAGCUGCUGUGUACUCUGCCACAAAGUUUGCUGACCUGCUGGGCUCAGUGCGUAGGGGCUCAGGGCCCACUUCUGACGGGGAAGGGAGAUCCAGCACUCCACCUCCUGCUGUCCUCUCUGCCCCCUCCCCUCCACACACCCCUGUUGUCCCAAUGCAGAUGUCUCGGCUCACCGACCUGGUAAGCAGCGUUCGCAGGGUGCCGGCUGCUCCUGCACCUGCAUCCGCACCCGAAGCAGACGCUGCCCCGGCGCUGGUACCCAGCGCCAGGCCUACCCCUUCGCCUGCACACACCACCUCCCCACCCCCACCCCACUCCCCCUCCAGCCCUUCCCUGUCUUCCUCCCAGACACGCAAACAAGAAAUUAUCAAGAUCACUGAGCAGCUGAUAGAGGCUAUCAACAAUGGAGACUUUGAGGCAUACGCUAAGAUCUGUGACCCAGGACUGACCUCGUUUGAGCCGGAGGCGCUGGGGAACCUGGUGGAGGGGAUGGACUUCCACAGAUUCUACUUUGAGAACCUUUUGGCUAAGAACAGCAAGCCCAUCCACACUACCAUCUUGAACCCCCACGUCCACCUGAUCGGCGAGGACGCGGCAUGCAUCGCUUACAUCCGCCUGACUCAGUUUGUCGAUGGCCAAGGUCGGCCGCGGUCCAGCCAGUCAGAGGAAACUCGCGUCUGGCAUCGCAGAGAUAGCAAGUGGCAGAACAUCCACUUCCACUGCUCAGGCGCGCCAGCUGCGCCACUCCAGUGAGGGUUGAACGCCAUAGCUGUUUCAGAAGUGCUCUGCUGGAGAGAGAGAGGAAGAGGAGAAGGGAUGAAAGACCAAGUCCAGUGUCAGUUUGGGAACAGGGCUCCUCACCCUUCACCAACAAACUUCCCUCACUGGACACCCAUCCUCAACCCCCAGCAUGCAUCUCUUCUUUUACUACUACUCCCCCCGUCUGUCACCUGCCCUACAACAUCUUCCGACAACCAUCAAACAAAAUCAACUGGACGUCCAACGCUCCCCCCCCGGCUUCCUCUUCCUCCCUCCGGCACACUGGGUGAUUUGCGGGGUGGGGGUGUUUUCAGCACUCUGUGUGAUUCCUUCUUCCUCUGGUCUCUCUCUUGUGACACCAACCCUCUUGUCCUCCUGUGAAUCCACACUUGUGUGACAUAAACACUGCACUGGGAAUACAGUAUGUAAAGUUUUAAGUAAAAUCUGUUAUUAUCAUUGUUAUUACGAUGAGUAUUAUUAUUAUUAUUAUUACACAUUUGCAAUUGUAUAUGUCAUUUGUAUAAUUCUAAAUUCUUGAUGCCAGUGGUUUCUGGAGUUGAAGGAAUUUUUUUUUUUUUUUGUUUAUCUAUCUUUUUAAGGAAGCAUGUUUUUUUUCCCCAUAUUAACAGUGGCUGUUUUUAUUGUGGCUAUUAUGUGGAAAAUGAUAUUGGCAGUUUUUGUAAUUUGCUUGUAUGUUAGCUAUAAUACUGCGCGCAAACUCAUGGUCAGCUUGUUUUUUAUUUGUUUUAGGGUUUUAUUUUCUUAAAAUUUUUUAGUUUAUUCCUUUUUUUUUGUUUUUUUUUUUUUUUUUUUGGGAAGGGGUGUGUCUGAUGGUGUCAUGUGUUCAUGUAGAUAGUGUGUGUGUGUGUGUGUGACUGUGUACUUUGUGCUAGUCCAAACAUAAUAACUGUGGGGUUAACAGUUGGAGGAACCGCUUGUUCUUACAUCAUUGCGGAGUAAGAGUUAGCUAAGCUGAGUGUCUUCCUGCAUCAAAACAUGAACAUUUCAAACAUACAAAACAAGCAUGCAAUAUGAGUUUUACCUUGAAUUUACUUUUCCAUCUUCAUGUGUAACACUUUAAUCCUAGAGUUUAAUCCCCAUUUGUAUUUUCCAUGCUGUAACAAGAAAAACAUCCGGUCCAGAGAGGAAAUAUUAUAGGCGACAACAAUGAUUCAUUUAAAGGAACCAUUAGAUUUUUUUAUUAUUUUUUGGGGUGAAAUCUUUUGAUCUAGUAUCUGCUUUAAUUGAGCACAGUUUUAUUGAUAGAUAGAAUAGGCUGCAUGUAUACUAGUCCCAGUCCUGUUUUAAUGUAAACCGAGGAUUAUUUUAAGACUGAUCUAGAGAAACCUCAACAGGUUUAACUGGACGCUAAGGCAUUGAAAUAAGAUUGUGUUAAGAAACCACAGACCAUUUUGAACAAAUUCAAGGCCGUCUUCUUAAAAUACUCAAAUCUCAGCUGUAGUAUAAGAAAUUGAAUUCAUCCUAAUCCGCUCCUUAUGAAAUAGAAAAAGCGCAACACUUGUUAAAUUACUAAAUGCGUCAACAUUUCGUCAAGUAUUUAUGUCUCCCACUAAGACUAAAAAACCUUUAACUACUUAAUAAAACUCUGAACAAAUGUGAAAGGACAAAAAAAAUCAAAAUCUAAUGUUAUUUCUUAUUAAACCAACAUAGCACCUUGUGAUAGUAUAAGAAACUCUUCUUGUUAAUCUGAAAUCAUUUGGUAUGUCAUAAUAACAAGAGAAAUAUGUCGAACUGUUACAUUUAAGUAGCACUGUCGCCUCACAGCAAGAAGGUCGUGGGUUCAAACCCGGGUGCUCCGGCUUCCUCCCACCAUCCAAAGUCAUGCAGGCUAGAUUAAUUGGUGUCUCUAAAAUUGCCCUUAGGGGUGGAUU